AUUUUGAAACAGUCUGGCAGCCCAAGUGCUCCAUCGAAUCCACAAAAUAUAUUCUAGUAAACACACAACGACAUGUCCAAACCAGAUUCAGGUGAAGCAUCCAAGCCCGACAAUGCGCCACCCUACAGUUUUAACUAUGAUUACGCUACCUCCAUGCGAGCUCCACCGCCCACAUACGAGCAGAGUCAGCAACAAGGGGCUGACAGUGCACCAGCUGCAAUGCCUAUGCAUAUACCUAGCAACCAGUAUUAUGGAAUGAUGCACCACCAACAAUUGCAACAGGGUCAGCAGGAGUACGGCUUAGUUGGACCCAGCACCUCUGCCGAAGCUACUGCAGCGCAUGUAUUAAAUAUUGAUCCACGAGCCUCCUUGCGAACCACAGUUUCGGGUGCUGUUGUUGUGCCGCCACCUCCGCCUGGUUGCCUGCCCACACCUGCACAACUGGCUGCCAUGCAGGGCAAGCCGGUUGUGGUGCAGCAGAAGAAACGUUCGUUUUUUUAAGGCCUUGAUAAAGAUCGGCUGCAAUAACUCGAAUGCCUCCUGCUGCUUAUUAUAUACAUAUAUAUGCUUUUAAUGUUUUACUUAAUAAAUGAUAAUUCGUCUUGUUCUCGCA
Drosophila mojavensis is the source of this 613-nucleotide messenger RNA. RefSeq lists its product as uncharacterized. NCBI's taxonomy places the organism in Eukaryota, Metazoa, Arthropoda, Insecta, Diptera, Drosophilidae. The record is from RefSeq and is a predicted model, not a curated record. Bases 73 to 501 code for a protein of 142 amino acids. The transcript is spliced from 3 exons.